GCCUUCAUCAAAUCAGUCAGAAUCGAACGUUGUUCGCAGUUGGACGCGCACGCAGCACCAAGCAGAAUAUUAUUGUUACAAGUUCUGUUCUCUACACACCACAGACAGCAAAGAGAGUAGAAUUUUUAGUUUUCAGUUGUUGCCAUCGAGUUUGUGCUUGGACAAAAAUCUUAACGAUAAAUAAUAUUCUCCGCGGGCGGGCGUGUUACAGAACUGCUGCUGCUACUAGCUACAGAAGUGAAAACCCUGCCUGGUGUGUAACAUUUGUGUGAAUGUAAAAUCCGAACCUGCCUCUCCCUGGUGUCAGGAGGUUAGGAGGAGGACGAUCCAACUGGUAAAAACUGUUGUUGGUGGUUUUCUUCGGCUGCGAAUGUGUUGGUAAAGCCCUGACAGGCACAAGGCGUAAAACCUUAAAACCCACCAUAUCGGAGUGAGGUGAAGUUGCAGCUCGACUCUCGCUCGAGACGAAGACGAAAUACACAUCCGGUCCGCUCUGCACCGUCGUCGUCGUAGGUCGGAAAUGUGAAGUUGUGCGAAACAGGGCCCAUAAGUGAACCGCCGUAAAAGAACCUUUUACCCUAACGACGAAAGUGUUGCUCACCUUGCUGCUGGCUAGCCUCCACUUGGACAGUUCUGUUUUUUUAUCAGUCGCUCGCCUGGUAAGUGGCAAAAGAUAAGAAGAGUUUUGCGUGUGCACUUUUUCGCUUUCUAGGCGAAGGUGUAAAUUGGUUGUGUGCUGCGGGCUCCAAGCAAAACGCAACAGUCACUUUGCCUUGCACAAACAUUAGCAAAUGUCAACGUCGUUUGUCAGUGGAGCUUAGAAGAAGGCAAAGCGGGCAAGCAGAAAAAAAAUACACAAAUACUGAGGUUGUGUGUAGAGCGAAGGCACACAGCCGUUCAGAAGCGUGGUGAGGCUGUGAAUAAAACAGGAAAAAAGUUUCGUCUGUGUGAGUGUUGCAAGAAGUAAGUGGCUGGCAGCAGGGCCUUUUCGAGCCCACCGAUCGAGCGAACCUUCGGGAGUGAUCUUUAAAGCCCGUUCGGAAGGUACGAACCUUGCAAAGUUACGAAACAGUAAACACUUCUAUCGAUCUGAGUAGCCACUGCUAGGUUAACAGUUUCAGAGGGAUACCCCGAGUGCUUGAUCGAAUUUUUUGAUCUUUCGAAAGAGAAAAAAAAAGUGUCGACUAGAUCGUCGCUUGUUAAAUGUUUGCACUGUCGAGUGUACGCGUGUUUACAUUGGAGCUCGCCUUGAGAAUUAACAUAAGUCUUGCACAUUCUACAGAAUACAUGUAGAGAAUUGAAGUAUUUUAAGUGCUAGAAGUUAGACCACUGUUGGAGAGCCAGGAAAAAGCGAAAGUUCCGUUUUGUAGAGAAGACGACAAAGUAGGGAAAAAAGAAGAAGCGAAACAGCGCUGUGCGUGUGUGCGAAGAUUGAAUAACAACGAUCGUUCCGUGUCGGUCGAUCGAGUGCAGAGUGUAAACAGAAACCGUGUGACAAUCUCCCACUAAUUCCGAAUAUGUUACUGCCGGAAGGGUUCCGACAUGUCGGCGACGGCCGACUGGACGUGGACGACGCCCGACUGCAGCAGUUGCGGGUCCAGCAGGACCUGGCCGAGAUCUACGACAUCGAGGAGAGCUGGUUUGCAAAAGGAAAAUACGGCAUCGUCCGCCGGGCGGUCGACAAAAAGACCGGCAUCAACUAUGCAGCAAAGUUCCUCCGUCGUCGACGCCGGGGCCAGUGCUGCGCCAAAGAAAUCAACCACGAGAUAGCGGUGCUGAUGCUGUGCGCCAACUCACAACACAUCGUUCGGCUGCACGCCGUCCACGAGACCCGCUCGGAGACGGCACUGAUUCUUGAACUGGCCACCGGAGGUGAACUGCAGACUCUGAUCGACAGCAAAGGACAGCUUUCGGAAGCGAAAACACGAACCUGUAUGCGAGAGAUCCUGCGUGCCCUGAACCAUCUCCACAAGCAGUCCAUCGCACAUCUCGACCUCAAGCCACAGAAUAUUCUGCUCAGCGGGGAGGAUGUUGAAGCUGGACUCAAACUAUGCGACUUCGGUAUCGCACGUAUCGUCGAGGAUACGGGCAAGAUAUACGAGAUUCUGGGCACCCCGGACUACGUGGCCCCCGAGGUGCUGCACUACGAGCCCCUGUCGCUGCGGACCGACAUCUGGUCGAUCGGGGUGCUGGCGUACGUGCUGCUGACCGGCUGCUCGCCCUUCGGCGGCGACAACAAGCAGGAAACGUUCCUCAACAUUACCAAAUGUUUGCUCACCUUCCCGGAGGACCUGUUCGAGGAGGUGUCCCAGGAUGCGAUCGAUUUUAUCAAGUGUGCGCUUCGAAUUAAGCCGAAGGAGCGCCCUUCCGUACAGGAAUGUCUCGAGCAUCGGUGGCUCAAAGAGGACAGCAUAUGCGAGACGAGUGAAAAGCUGGCGACAUCGGUUAUCAUGCAACUGCAGUCGGACGUUUCGGAAUCGAUCUCCUGCGCCUCGAUUGUCUCCAUUGUCGAGGAGGCAAUUCUACCGGAGGAGCAGCAGCUUGUUGAGGUGGUGUUUAUCAACGGCCACAGUCACAGCAAUGGUUCGGAUGUUCCUGAAGAACCGGAGCAGCAGCCAUCCGCCGAUGAGGAAGACGAUGAAGCCGAAACCAACAAGGAGAAUGUCCUAGUGCAAAGCACUGUCCAGUCGCAGACUGCCGUGGUGGAGAUCGUCAGUGUUUCCUUAUUUCCGGACGCUCCAACCACUCCAAAAGUCAGCAGAAAAGCGCCACCUUCCGAGCAGCAGCAGAACGGUCAGCUAAUUCACCACAACGGUCACCACCACCAUCAUCAUCAUCUUCAGCAGCAUAACAUCCAUCAUCACGCCAACAGCAAUAACAACAACAACAACAAUGUGGUUAAUGGUAAACAAACCACAAACGGUCACACGACCCCGAACACCACACAGACAUCGACGACGACGGCGAGUUCUCCCUCAGUCAAAGCCUACGUACAAAAGUUCCAGCAACAACAGCAGCAGGAAUCGACGACGGCAGUGAUGCUACCGAUGGAGAACGGUUUCUGCGCCGCAGCGGCCGCCACCCUGUGCUGUCUCAAGUGCAGCGAGGAGACGAGCACCGGGGCGGCAGCCGCUGGGCUGGCCGUAGCCGUUGCCACGGUAGCCACCCGGAAGACGCUCCAGUGCGGCGACAAGGGUAUCAUCUGCUGAGAACCGGCUCCCGGCGGGAGGCCCCUCGCUGGCAAAAGCUAGUAGUAGUAGUAUUAAAGUCACAGUAGAGAGAGAUCGCGCGGACGCUUCUGCUGCGCAGAACUCGUACUUAAUGGAAGUCAAAGUGAAGUGAAAGCCACAAACUCGACACACACAUCCACAAUCAGGCAGGGGAAGAGGUUCGAUUAGUGUCCAACACAACACAAUACACACAUACAGAAACACCAACAUUAUUAGUAUACCUACAACAGUUACUGAACAGUGUUAGGCUUCGAUGGUCGUUCGAUGCGAUUUUUGUAAAUAUGUAGGAUCACAAAAAGCGUUCGUGAGCUUUUGUUUAUAUAUUUUAAGCAUAGUAAGAAACAGCUAGCCCAUUACUAUUAUUAAUAUCGUAUUUGUUUUUAGAUAUUUCCUAAAAGAGGUAGUAUAUUUUCGAGUCGAGCCUUCGUUCUCGAUUCGAUUUGAAAGAAAAAGGAAGAAACUGAUACAACGAGCGAGAGUGAACUGGAAAUCUCUGUUCUGAGAACCAGAACCAGAAAAAGUAGCAAACAAAUCGCGAUCGUAGAAGGGAACCAAGUUCUGCUGAACAGCCGGCUGGUUGAUGUCAUUUAGAGAGAAUUGGAAGCAUUUCUUGUUUGGUUUUUAGUGGCCUUGGAAUUAUCCUGUAGUCAAUAAAUCUCGUUUUGUUGAAUGCAUUUUCUGGGUCCGCGCGUAUGUCUGCAGAGAGUUUGAACGAUUGUUCGAAGCUUCUGGAAGCAAAAGUUAGUAGCAUGAGUUUGUACAUUUUGUUUGUCUGGGUGCUGCGUGCAAGAGGAAGCUGAUCGAGCUUUCAGAAUACCUAAUACGAAAAAUUUUAUUUAACACUAGACUAGGUUUAAGUUUUAGCAACGUUCCCACCUGAAGGUGGGAAACCGCUUUUUAACUUAUUUUUUUUUCGGCAUCCCCACUUGCUUGGGUAAGAUAAAAACGCGCGCAUAGAAACUAGACCCACCUACCCCCGUUUUUUCCGCUGUCCACUUCCAACCUAAAAACUCUGGUACACAUUUCGUACUAACGCGGAAGGAAGUUCUUACUGUGAGUAAACGUAAGAGAGUAUAGGCACUACUUAAGAUAGUCAAAUUUCCUUUCCCCCAGCACUUCUCCAGCGCCUGUGCCUGUGUAAAUAUGAAACUAAUUGUAAGCGAGUUCUUCUUUCUAGCUGCUAGUAAGUUCCAGUCGUUAGUUUUAUUCGCCACUUUUGUUUUUUUACAAAUGCUUUUUCUUACCCAAACGCCCCUGUUUUUUUUUAAAUUUUUAAAUUGUGUGCGGAGCUCAGAAGACCCGGUUUCGGUGUCUUUUUUGUUCUGAAACGCGGGAGAAAUACACGAAAAAGAAAAAAACGCGCCGGAGUCUGUGUGGAUCGCUGGCUGUCCAGCUGUGAGUACAAAUGCGAAUUUGUGGAUUUGAAUGAAUAGAUUAUUGUACAUUAUGAAAUAAA
Wyeomyia smithii (pitcher-plant mosquito) is the source of this 4686-nucleotide messenger RNA. It is a transcript of the gene Drak, whose product is annotated as death-associated protein kinase related. Gene Ontology annotation, biological process: positive regulation of apoptotic process; intracellular signal transduction; protein phosphorylation. Bases 1518 to 3209 code for a protein of 563 amino acids. The record is from RefSeq and is a predicted model, not a curated record. Gene Ontology annotation, molecular function: ATP binding; protein serine/threonine kinase activity. Gene Ontology annotation, cellular component: nucleus. NCBI's taxonomy places the organism in Eukaryota, Metazoa, Arthropoda, Insecta, Diptera, Culicidae. The transcript has 5 exons.